Cololabis saira (Pacific saury) is the source of this 1455-nucleotide messenger RNA. RefSeq names its product carbonic anhydrase Va (gene ca5a). The record is from RefSeq and is a predicted model, not a curated record. The transcript has 7 exons. Gene Ontology annotation, cellular component: cytoplasm; mitochondrion. Lineage: Eukaryota; Metazoa; Chordata; Actinopteri; Beloniformes; Belonidae. Gene Ontology annotation, molecular function: zinc ion binding; carbonate dehydratase activity. Bases 332 to 1273 code for a protein of 313 amino acids.
AACAUCAGAGACGGGUGUCUGCUGGUGGGGGACAGGACUCGGGGGAGAGGGCACCAAACACCCGUAACAACACCCACAAACGUUGCCCUUAACCCUGCUCUGGGUGUGUUGAAACCGAAACCCAUAAACCCAGCCCUGCUCGGCCCCCACGCCUCCAGCGAGCAGAGACAGAAGAGGAUCCAGACACGAGAGGAGCCAGGCGGAGGCGAUGUUGUGAAAAACAACUUAUGUCAGGACUUCCAGAGCUAGCUGCUAGCGCCCAGCACAGACGCCUCGGCGGGGGUUCGUGGGACAAUAUUCAGGGGAACCGGGAGCUCUAUUUUCAUCGAAAAUGGUGACUUUCUCUGCGCUGGUUCGACCCCUGGUCGCCCAGCUCCAGCGCCAGCUCCAGCUCGCCAGAGCCGGCGGGAGUCCGCGCUUCACCCCGGGGAGAGGAUGCAGCCUGACGGCGUGCUCCAGCAGAUACGUGCUGUCUCAGAUGCACCCCAUGUGGCAGGGACCCCUCGCGGUACCAGGAGGGGAUCGUCAGUCUCCCAUAGAUAUCGUUGUGAGAAAGAGCGUCUUCGAUUCUGAGCUGAAGCCUUUGGUCCCCGUUUAUGACCCAAAGACCUGCCAACAAAUCUGGAACAACGGUUAUUCCUUUCUGGUUGAAUAUGACGAUACGACAGACAAGUCCACGCUCAAAGGAGGCCCCCUGAGAGACAAUUUUAGGCUGUGUCAGUUUCACUUCCACUGGGGCGAGACCAACGACUGGGGGUCAGAGCACACUGUGGACCGAAGGCUGUUCCCUGCAGAGCUGCACUUAGUCCACUGGAAUUCUGACAAGUACAGUCUGUUUGAGGAGGCGGUGAUGGAAGACAACGGAUUGGCUGUUAUUGGAGUUUUUCUGAAGGUGGGAAAAAGACACGAGGGGCUGCAGAAGCUGGUCGACGCUUUGCCUGCAAUCAGACACAAGGACAGCGUUGUAGAGUUUACACACUUCGACCCGAGCUCUCUGUUACCCGUCAACACCGACGAUUAUUGGACUUACCACGGCUCCCUGACCACCCCCCCUCUGACGGAGGCCGUCACCUGGAUCAUCAUGAAGCAGCACAUAGAAGUCAGCCAUGACCAGCUGGCAGUCUUCCGAAGCCUUCUGUUCACUUCAGCCGAGGAGGAAGUACAGAAGAGCAUGGUGAACAAUUUCCGCGUGCAGCAGCCCCUGCGAGGUCGCACCGUCCGCUCUUCCUUCACUCCCUUCCUGCAGGACGGAGACGGCAAGCAGACCCACUGAGGAGGCCCGACUCAGUAAUGCACUCAGCGGCCGCGAUCUCACCACCUCACCACAGGCCUCAACAACAUCUCAACAAAGCUUUCUGAGGAGCUUUAAUGUUUUUAUUUCAUGAAUACAAUCACUGUUUUUAUUACAUAUAUAUACAUAUAUGUAUAUAUAUAUAUAUACAUAUGUGUGUAUGU